Molecule: messenger RNA, 2335 nt
Organism: Alligator mississippiensis (American alligator)
Lineage: Eukaryota; Metazoa; Chordata; Crocodylia; Alligatoridae
Exons: 4
Coding region: 1-1344 (447 amino acids)
Source: RefSeq, a predicted model, not a curated record
AUGGAUCAGACAGCAAGGAAGAAGCUGGUGCUAGAGGCUGGUGUAGCUGGCAGGAGUGUGGAGCCACCUUGCUCAGUGCUGGCCCUCAAGGGGGCUGUGCUGAAGGUGCUGCUGAGCCAGCCUGGGGGUGUUGCAGUGUGGGAUCUUGAGAGGCUGUUCUGCCAGCACCACGGCUGGCCCCUGGAGCUUCGCCAGCAUGGCUACCACUCCCUACAGCACCUGCUGGGAGACAUGGCAGACCUGGUGGUGCUGGCUGAAGAAGAAAAUGAGCUGCAGGUGCGGUGCCAACACCCCACCUGCCAUCUCACAGGAACCCCCAUGAAAACCCCCCAGGUCCAGGUGGAGAAGUGGGCUGGACCAGACCCACUGCAGGCAGGUACAGUCCUGGGUGGGGGUGUAACCUCCACCCCAUACCAAGCCAAGGACACAGAUGUCAUCUACGCUGCCAGCUUCACCUCUCCCUUUGCAGGUCCAAGGGCCUGGAGCUCCUGCCAUAACCUGUCUACCUCCCAUCCAUGCAAACUACAGGCCAAACCUCACCGCAAACGUGGCACCAGAGGCAAAGCCAGCAUCCCACCCAACCGAACCAUCUCUCUGAGCCACCUCCCCCAAUCCCACCUACCAGUUGCCAGCCAUCAGCAGCAGCUGCCCCUGCUGUCUUCCUCCAACCAGCCCCUGAGCCUGGAGCUCUUCCAGGCCACUCCUCCAGUGCCCCCAGUACCAGUUCCCACCCUGGCUCCUGGUCCCAGCCAGCUGCCCUGCCCACAGCACCCAGCCAAGCCCCAGAGGGACCCCCCAGCAGCAUCUCAGGCCUUCCUCCAGGCCCAGCUGGAGCAGAAGGUGGCACUGGUGCUGGAGGGCCAUCCAGAGGGCAUGUCACUCUUCCACUUCCGUCAGGCCUAUAGUGCCACCUACCUCACCUCCUUCCCACUGGAUGGUGCCACUUCUGUGAAGGACAAGCUGCAGGCUAUGCCCAGGGUGGUGAGGGUGCAGGGCUGCGGGGCACAAACUCUGGUGUUCUCUGCCACCUCCCAGAGGCCUGCCACAUCCCCCAAAUGGCUUUUCAUCACUGGAGAGGAUGAAGGCCACAUUGGGCUCUUCCAGUCUUUCCAAGAGGCUGCUUCUACUCCUGCCUCCUCCACUGCUGCUAGGUCACCCAGUGUCAUGUCCUGCCUGCCUCCUUCCACCUCUGCCAGCUCACUGGAUGCCCAGUAUUAUGCUAAUUGCAUACCGGUUCCAUCAACCUGUGAACACCAGCAUGAAGCCCUAGCACCUCAAGCUACAGCUCUGGGGUAUAAGAAGAAAUGCCACAAGCACAAGCCUAAGCUCUGCAUCAUCCUGUGAUGCAUGGAGCUAUAUGCGGGGCUUGGAUUUGCCAGGGGAGGAAGGGUUGCAGAGGAGCGUAGGGCAGAGAUAGAUAAACUAUGCUUAUUCCACUCAGCUGACCAGUCCCCCCCAGUGGCAUUGGUCUAUGGAAGGUGUCUUCAUUAUCCCAAACUGGUGUCUGCUCCUUUGCCUUCCUUUAUACCUGGGGUUUUUGGGGUCCUGCUAACCUGUUGGGGGAUUGGGAGAAAGUAGACCUAGAACCCAACACCUUUUUUUACUGAGGCAAAGCAGCAGUGGGAUGGAAGUAGGAUCUGCCCCAUCCAGAGGAGUCAAAGCAGCUCACUGGAUUUGGUGAAUGCACAUUCAGAGACAGUAGCAAAUCUAAAACCCAGCAAAAUUCAUGACAAUAAAACCUGAGACAGAUCUGUCGGAUUUGGUGAUGCAUACUCAGCACCCACCCAGGGUUGGGGCCGAUAUUAGCCGUGAUGCAAGCACAUCUAGAAUUAAACCUUGCUAAUAGCAUGGUUGAUCUAGAACCUAUCCAGUUGGUUCUAGCUUACUUGGGGGCCAACUAGAAUAUACUUCUUUGCAAUGCUGGUCUAGAAACCAGGCAACUUUGUUGAGAACUGGUUGAUCUAGGACACAUUCCUAUUGAGGUAAGAAUCUAGAAUCCAGUGCAAAUUUUUUUGGGUUAGGUUCUAUAUUAGUCAUCAUCUGAUAGGCUGGGUAUAGACCUACAAGCCAGGCAUUUGGGUGGUGGGCACAUCUAGAACCUUCCCAUUUCAUAUGGGUAUGGGAAAGGACUGUGUGCGUGGGAGGGAAGGUAGAAUCCAGGGCUCCUUUUUUGUCUAAAUGGAGACAUGGCUUUGCCCCGAGCAAAGGAGUAAAGCAAUGUUUAAGCACUUCUUUUCCCUGCCCACUGAGGGGAGUGGGGCAAAAUCUCAAUUUUUAUGUUCUAUUUUACAAAACUCCAGAUGUUUUCUCAAUAAAAAUUGCUAUUUAAACAGUU